Penicillium oxalicum is the source of this 120-nucleotide messenger RNA. RefSeq lists its product as uncharacterized. Lineage: Eukaryota; Fungi; Ascomycota; Eurotiomycetes; Eurotiales; Aspergillaceae. The record is from RefSeq and is a predicted model, not a curated record. The transcript has a single exon. Bases 1 to 120 code for a protein of 39 amino acids.
AUGGCGGCUUCUUUAGCCAGUUGGUCUGCUGUGCCGUUCCCAGCUGUUUCGCAAUGUCCAGGCAUCCAAUCCAGCCGGACGGCGAAUGCCGUGGGUCUUGGUGUUUUUGGCUGCCUGUAG